GUCAGACAAGGACCAGCAGGACAAGAGACGAUGGACAUCCUUGAGACGGAUGCAGACAAGCAGCAGAAGAGAAACAUGUCAUGUGCUGUGCUCCUGUCUUUCUCGCCGUUCUUUUUGGCUUCGGCCACGUACUUCUACCUGUCCACUCUUGACUUGCCGCCGUCCAUCAUGCUGGCAGGUGUCAAAUCAGCACCGACGCUCCUGCUGGCCGUGACAGUGCUGGGCUGGAACGGAUGUCAGGUUGUACCGGGAGUGGUGGGAGGAUUGGUCUUCUCAGCCAUAGGUGACUUCUGCCUGGUGUGGGACCAGUUUUUUCUCUACGGUAAGAGUCUUUUUCUAUCUCCACGCAUUAGAGUUGUCUGAUUAAUUCCAAAAAGUAAUGCUCAUCAUUGAUUAGCAUGGAACCUACAAAUCCCAGACAGCGAAAAAUCUCAACCCAAAA
This is a messenger RNA of Nerophis lumbriciformis (worm pipefish), 442 nucleotides long. Its product is annotated as lysoplasmalogenase TMEM86B-like. Gene Ontology annotation, cellular component: membrane. Gene Ontology annotation, molecular function: hydrolase activity. Lineage: Eukaryota; Metazoa; Chordata; Actinopteri; Syngnathiformes; Syngnathidae. The record is from RefSeq and is a predicted model, not a curated record.